Messenger RNA from Podospora bellae-mahoneyi, 1014 nucleotides. RefSeq lists its product as uncharacterized. The transcript is spliced from 3 exons. NCBI's taxonomy places the organism in Eukaryota, Fungi, Ascomycota, Sordariomycetes, Sordariales, Podosporaceae. Gene Ontology annotation, biological process: glutathione metabolic process. Gene Ontology annotation, cellular component: peroxisome; mitochondrion. Bases 223 to 1014 code for a protein of 263 amino acids. Gene Ontology annotation, molecular function: glutathione peroxidase activity; glutathione transferase activity. The record is from RefSeq and is a predicted model, not a curated record.
CCGUUCCCUUCCCCUUUUUGGCACGCUUCCCCAGAACCAUCACCCCCUGAACAAUGCGGGGGGAACCUGGGGAAUGUCCCAGGCAUCUUAUACAAACCUCCAACUUCCUAUUUCACAUUGCUUUUCAUCUUUAUAUCUAAUGUUUACAUAUCAGUGUGUUUGUGCGUGUCUGUAUCAUUAUUGAAGCGUUUCAUUGUACCAUACCCAUGUAAAACAGUCAAGAUGGGCGGUAAAAUCGACUGCUAUCUUGACAUAGCUUCCUUAUACUCCUACCUCGCAUACCUAGACCUCCUCCGCAACCGCCCCAUCCUCGCCUCCCACGGUGUAACCGUCGAAUUCCACCCAACCUUCCUCGGCGCCCUCAACCAAGCAACAGGCAACAAACCCCCCUGGACCCUCCCCGCCAAAGCCGCCCACGGCCCCUUCGACGCAGCCCGCUCCAUCGCCCGCCAGGGCACCUACCCCAAUGGCAGUCCCCUCAACAUCACCUUCCCGGAAAACCUCUUUAUAAACGGGAAAACCAUCCUUCCCCUUCGUGCCCUGCACUGCAUCAAGACCAAGUUUCCCCCAGAAACCCUCGACCAAACCCUCCUCUACCUCUUCCACAUCUUUUGGUCACCUCCCAAUCUCAACCUUACUGUCCCUGAAAACCUCAAGUCAACGCUGUUGGCUGUGCCGGAGGGGUUCUCCGGUCCUACGGCGAAUGAUGACAAGAAGAAGAAGUUGUUUAGUGCGGAGCAGGUGGAGGAGAUUAUGAAGGGGGCUCAAGCAGAAGAGUUUAAAGGGAAGCUGAAGAAGACGACUGGCGAAGCGUUGGAGAGGGGGGCUUUUGGGGCGCCGUGGAUAUGGGUUACGAACGACAAAGGGGAGGGGGAGCCCUUUUUUGGGAGUGAUAGGUUCCAUUUUGUUUACAAGCAUUUGGGGUUGCCGUAUAGGGAUGUGGAGGUUUUGGCUAAUGGGGAUGAUCCGAAGUGGGGGAAGCUUUGGAGGAAGGAGAAUGGGGCGAAGUUGUAG